AUACCAUCCACAAAAUCACAAAUACAGAGAAUAGAGGGUGAGAGAGAAAGAGAGAGAAAAAAUGCAGAUUUUCGUGAAAACCCUAACUGGGAAAACCAUAACCCUAGAGGUUGAAUCCUCCGAUACCAUCGACAAUGUCAAAGCCAAGAUCCAAGACAAGGAAGGCAUCCCACCAGACCAGCAACGUCUCAUCUUCGCCGGAAAACAGCUUGAAGACGGCCGAACCCUAGCCGAUUACAACAUCCAAAAGGAAUCAACACUUCACCUGGUUCUUCGUCUUAGGGGUGGUGCUAAGAAGAGGAAGAAGAAGACUUACACUAAGCCUAAGAAGCUUAAGCAUAAGAAGAAGAAGGUUAAGCUUUCUAUUCUUCAGUUUUAUAAGGUAGAUGAUGGUUCUGAUAAGGUUCAGAGGUUGAGGAAGGAGUGCCCUAAUGCUGAGUGUGGUGCUGGUACUUUUAUGGCUAAUCAUUUUGAUCGGCAUUAUUGUGGUAAGUGUGGUCUCACCUAUGUUUACCAGAAGGCCGGCGGCGAUUGAUUUCCGUUUCCAGUUCGUUUUUAGUUUGAAUAUGUAGCUUAAUUUAUGAAUCAGAACUUCAUCUUAGUCUGUUGAAGAUUCUUUUAGUAUUUUGGUUUCUGGGAAUGUUGGAUCAUCUGCAAUUUUGAAUCAUGUUAUAAGAGAUUGAUUAAUUAAUUACCCCUUUUGUUUUAA
This is a messenger RNA of Spinacia oleracea (spinach), 709 nucleotides long. Its product is annotated as ubiquitin-40S ribosomal protein S27a-like. Gene Ontology annotation, molecular function: structural constituent of ribosome; protein binding. Gene Ontology annotation, cellular component: ribosome. Gene Ontology annotation, biological process: translation. Lineage: Eukaryota; Viridiplantae; Streptophyta; Magnoliopsida; Caryophyllales; Amaranthaceae. The record is from RefSeq and is a predicted model, not a curated record. The transcript has a single exon. Bases 62 to 535 code for a protein of 157 amino acids.